This is a messenger RNA of Thunnus maccoyii (southern bluefin tuna), 1619 nucleotides long. Its product is annotated as phosphatidylinositol 4-phosphate 3-kinase C2 domain-containing subunit beta-like. NCBI's taxonomy places the organism in Eukaryota, Metazoa, Chordata, Actinopteri, Scombriformes, Scombridae. The transcript is spliced from 5 exons. The record is from RefSeq and is a predicted model, not a curated record. Bases 378 to 1592 code for a protein of 404 amino acids.
CCAGCGACAGAUGCUGCCGGCGAGCGGCUGACGCAAAGCCGAGCAGCGGGCCAGAGAGCGGGCUUCACAGAGCCGCCGGAGCCGCUUUGUUCAACCAGCGGGCUGAGGCGGACACAGCGGAGCCGCUGGGCCGGUUUACCGCCUGAAUGUUCGGGAUACCGUUUAUACCGGCGACUGGAAACUAGUAAUCCGCCAGGAUAUAUCGAUAAGGGAUCGGCAGUUGGAGGGGAUCGAUGUAAUUUUUGUCAGGAAAGUAAAAUGGAGACCGCCGGCCGCUCCCGGAGACCAUAGAGCGACAGUCAGCGGUUCCUCCUGCUGCUUCUGUUAGCAGCACUUCUGCAGAGCUCGCCCCCCCACCCCCCAUCUGAGGAGACAUCAUGUCAGCGGCUCAGACCCAGAAGGAGGGCGGCGAGGCGGGCUGGGGCUGCCUGGAGGCUCUGGGUCUCAGUCAGAAGGAGCUGGUCCUGGCCGAGGCCCUGCAGAUGGAGUACGACGCCCUCUCCAGACUCAAGCAGGACCAGAGUGGCACCCAGACCGGGACCAUGACCGGCCAGGCUGGCUCCAGAACCGCCAGCCAGACCCGCUCCAAGAGCCCGGUACCCUCCAUCGAACGGCCCCACCUUGCCCCCAACCAGCCCCACCCUGCUCCCACGGGAGGAGGCCUACAGAGGGGCCUCUCUGGAUCUGACUCCUCCCUGAACCAGCCUGGAGGGUCCCAGUCUCCGUGCUCCCCCCCAGCCAGGGUGCCCCCCCCUCAGGGAGGCUUCAAAGACUCCCUGUACAUCCUGGACAGCCUCGGGGACUCACAUGGAUCUGGGUCAGGGUUUCUACCUAAAGGCUUCCCCUCUCUUCCAGACGACGUGCCCCCAGCCAUCCCACCGAGAAACCCCCUCCCCCCGUUGUCAGGGCCCGAGAACCCCCCCUUCCUACCCCCACGGGGGUCUGUCGCACCUCGUGACGUCAACCUGUUCACGCCUGACGUGGAUCGGCCCAAAGUGAGCUCCGGGGAGCUGAACUACGACAACAUCAAUGACUCACUGUCCCGCCUCAACGGCCAGCAGGGGCCCCGAGGUCGCAGGGUCAACGGGGACCAAUCAGGGAAGCCCGUGGCUCGGAGUAAGACCCUCCCCCCUCAGGUCCCUCCCAGGACUUACGUCCCGGUUCCCAAGAGCAACAAGAACCAGCGGCGGGUUUCUGCAGACCCGGUGUCUCUGGGCUCCAGGAUGAACGGGUUCGGAUACGAACUGUUCCAAGUGUCUGAGGAGAGAGACGAGGAGGUGGCGGCUUUCUGCCACAUGCUGGAUGUCCUGCGUUCGGCGUACCCGCACAGCGACCGCUCCAAGAACGCCGGCUUCGUUUGGUCUCCGUCAGUCGGCCAUGAGGAGCUGCAUCAGGGUCUGGGCGUCAGCGUGAAGGUCACCAUCAUCAGCGAGCACUUCAGAGAGCCGCUCACCUUCACCUGCGACGGUUCGUCCACCGUGGACCUGCUGAUCUAUCAGACGCUGUGCUACGCGCAGGACGACCUGGAUCACCUGGACGUGGACGACUACCUGCUGAAGGUCUGCGGACAGGACGAGUUCCUCCACAAGUAAGAACUCUGCCGUCUGUGCUGCUUUUGC